GGAGGCGUGAAAAACAUAUCUCCAUACACACUAACUCUUUAGUCUCUUUGAGAUCAUAAAUUUGGAUUUAAACAACUCUAUAGCCUUCACUUUGGUCCUUAAGUUCCAGUUUUUACGGGACAAUUUGGCCUCAAACUAUGUUACUACGCUUUAAGUUGCUAUCCCAAUCAAAACUUUGCCCUGUUUACUAGAGAAUUAUAUUCUUGAUUUGCAGUGACACUUUUACUAGAGAAACUAUGGAUAACAAAAGUGAUGUGGAAAAGCUUGAUGAAGUGAUGCUACCUGGUUUUCGAUUUCAUCCGACAGAUGAAGAGUUAGUUGGAUUCUAUCUUAAGAGAAAGAUUCAGCAGAGAUCACUUCCUAUUGAGCUCAUCAAACAAGUGGAUAUAUAUAAAUUUGAUCCAUGGGAUCUUCCAAAGCUAGCAUCUACAGGGGAAAAAGAGUGGUAUUUUUACUGUCCAAGGGACCGUAAGUACAGAAACAGCGCCCGUCCAAACCGAGUUACAGGAGCUGGUUUUUGGAAGGCCACUGGAACUGAUAGACCAAUAUAUUCCUCUGAUAGCACCAAAUGCAUUGGUUUGAAGAAGUCCUUAGUCUUCUACAGAGGUAGAGCCGCUAGAGGCAUAAAAACUGACUGGAUGAUGCACGAGUUUCGCCUUCCUACAAGUAAUAUUGAGUCAGCACAACCCAAGAAAUUCUUGGAUAGAAAUUUUCCACCAAAUGAUUCGUGGGCUAUCUGCAGAAUAUUCAAGAAAACCAACUCAAUGGCAAAUAGAGCUCUUUCUUACUCUUGGGUAAAUCCAUUAUCUGAAGUAGCAUCUCCAGAGGUGUUCAAUCAAAGUACAACUGUUCAUUUCAGCCCGGAGAAUCUCUCUUCUUUAACUGAAACUGGAUCACUUCUCCACUUAUCCAGUACUAAUGACUUAGCCUCAAAUGUUCCUUCAUAUAAGACCCUUAAUACUAUGGUUUCAAGACCAUCUUUUCUUUCAAGUCCUAGUACUGAAGUUCCUUGUAACUUCAUGUUUUCGUCCCCUGAGGUUUCCAUGUUUUUCAACACACACCCCUCCUUAAUCACUGAUGACAUAAAGACCUCUGAGACUAUUGAUUUUGAAGGUUCAAAUCAACAGAUGAAUAGCUUCUCAAUUAGUUCACCACAAGAGAUCCAAAGAAGUAUAGGAAUAGAAGAUGAUGAGACAGGGUUAAGGAGUAAUCAAGAUUCAACAAAUGAUAAUACUACACAAUGGGAAAACAUCAGAUCAAUUGGAUUUCCUUUCAGUUUGACAACUAGUUUGGCUGAUGAAUGGAAGCCUAGUUUGAGUUGGGAUUCUCCUUCAUGUCCUAGUGAGAUAUCCACCACUUACGACUCAACAAACAAAUGCUACUCCUAGUUCUACACCCAAACAGAGAACCUCCUGGCUUUAUGUACAGCUAGUUCUUCUUUAUUUUCUCUUUCGGCAUCCAGUAUCCGAAUUAGUCUGUUUCAGUUACAGGAUGCCAAAAGAAAAAAAUGGAAGAAGAAAACCUAGUCAUAGCACUCAAAAAACAGUGAUAUCCUGUUAAAAGUUAUUGUACAGCUUUAUGUUGUAUUUUCACUCUUUUGGCUUUCUUCGAAUUUAAACAUAAUAUGUUUGGAUAUUUUUUCCUGUUUCCUCAGUCUUUAUUAGGUCCUGAGAGUAUGUUUUGUUGCAUGUUUUUCCUUUCUCAAGUUGGAUUUUUCUCUUUCAUUUUUUUUUUCCCUCAAAAUUUUAUCAGAUUAGACGCUGUUUGAGACCUAACAGGCCAACACUACUUUGGCAUACAUACACCAUGUACUACUUGUUGACAUAAUGAUGGUUUGGGAACUCUCUAAAACUUGAAUUCUACAUUGAUUUUUAAGAUCUGUUCUAGUUUGUUCUCAAGGAAAAAGAAGUUUUCUUUUACUAAUUUGAGAAGCUGUUACCUAAGAA
This is a messenger RNA of Nicotiana tabacum (common tobacco), 1946 nucleotides long. Its product is annotated as putative NAC domain-containing protein 94. The record is from RefSeq and is a predicted model, not a curated record. Gene Ontology annotation, biological process: regulation of DNA-templated transcription. Gene Ontology annotation, molecular function: DNA binding. Lineage: Eukaryota; Viridiplantae; Streptophyta; Magnoliopsida; Solanales; Solanaceae.